Tachyglossus aculeatus (Australian echidna) is the source of this 4741-nucleotide messenger RNA. RefSeq names its product FERM, ARH/RhoGEF and pleckstrin domain protein 1 (gene FARP1). The record is from RefSeq and is a predicted model, not a curated record. Bases 37 to 3168 code for a protein of 1043 amino acids. The transcript is spliced from 27 exons. Gene Ontology annotation, cellular component: cytoskeleton. Gene Ontology annotation, molecular function: guanyl-nucleotide exchange factor activity. Lineage: Eukaryota; Metazoa; Chordata; Mammalia; Monotremata; Tachyglossidae.
GGCGGCGCUGGGCCAGAUACUGCCGUUUCUUCAAAAAUGGGCGAAAUAGAGCAGAAGCCAACUACAGGAUCACGGCUAGGAGCUCCAGAGAAUGCUGGGAUCAGUACCUUGGAACAUGGCCAGAAACCACCGUCCACCCCACCAGGAAAACUUAUUUCCAUUAAAAUCCAAAUGCUGGAUGAUACACAAGAAACGUUUGAAGUUCCGCAAAGAGCUCCGGGGAGAGUGCUGCUGGAGGCAGUCUGCAACCACCUAAACCUUGUAGAAGGUGACUAUUUCGGCCUUGAAUUUCCAGAUCAUAAAAAGAUAAUGGUAUGGCUGGAUCUUUUAAAACCUAUUGUGAAACAGAUUAGAAGACCAAAGCAUGUAGUUGUUAAAUUUGUGGUGAAAUUCUUCCCCCCUGACCAUGCUCAACUUCAAGAAGAAUUGACAAGGUACCUAUUUGCGUUGCAGGUGAAGCAGGACCUGGCUCAAGGCAGGCUAACAUGCAACGAAACUAGCGCUGCCCUCUUGAUCUCACACAUAGUACAGUCUGAAAUUGGGGAUUAUGAUGAAACUGUGGACCGGGAACACUUAGCAAAGAAUAAGUACAUACCUCAGCAAGAAGCAAUAGAAGACAAAAUCGUGGAAUUUCACCGUAACCAUAUUGGGCAAACGCCAGCAGAAUCCGAUUUCCAGCUUCUAGAGAUUGCCCGUCGGCUGGAGAUGUAUGGAAUCCGGUUGCACCCAGCAAAGGACAGAGAAGGUACUAAGAUCAACCUGGCAGUUGCCAACACGGGAAUUCUAGUAUUUCAGGGUUUCACCAAGAUCAAUGCCUUCAACUGGGCAAAGGUGAGGAAGCUGAGCUUCAAGAGGAAACGUUUUCUCAUCAAGUUGCGUCCUGAUGCAAAUAGCUCAUACCAGGACACUUUGGAGUUCCUGAUGGCCAGCCGGGACUUUUGCAAAUCCUUCUGGAAAAUUUGUGUGGAACAUCAUGCCUUUUUCAGACUCUUUGAAGAGCCCAAACCAAAGCCUAAGCCUGUUCUCUUCACUAGGGGGUCAUCCUUUAGGUUCAGUGGCCGGACUCAGAAGCAGGUUCUCGACUAUGUUAAAGAAGGGGGACACAAGAAAGUGCAGUUUGAAAGGAAACACAGCAAGAUUCACUCAAUCAGAAGCCUGUCUGCCCAGCCUUCAGAACAGAACUCGGAGGUGCCGAAACAAAGCUCAAGCUUUACAUUUGGAGACGGCGUGGAUUCCCCUGGGGGUCGGAGCUGCCGGCAGGGGAAGGAACUGAAAGUUUCAGUGGAUGAGGCUGAGCCGCGCCGGAGCCCCUCCCUGAAGAAAAGCCCCAAGGACGGCAAGCGUGGCGAUGGAACGGUGAUGGCGACGAUGGAGGAAGAGGAGGAGGUCGUGAAGGCUGGAAGCCAGCAGAAUCCGCCUCCGGCGCAGCAGCCAAGCACAGGCUCCCUGACUGGUAGUCCUCAUCUCUCAGAACUCUCGAUCAACUCUCAGGGAGGACACACCGCUGCAAACACGACACUCUCGCCAAACCUCAGCCCCGAUGCCAAGCAGCCCUCACCAUUAGUCAGCCCACUGCUCAACGACCAGGCCUCCACCAGGACUGACGAUGAGGAAGAGGUCAAGAGAAAGCGGUUUCCAACUGACAAAGCAUAUUUCAUUGCUAAAGAAGUAUCCACAACUGAGCGAACCUAUCUGAAGGAUCUCGAGGUCAUCACAUCGUGGUUUCAGAGCACAGUAAGCAAAGAUGACUCCAUGCCCGAAACCCUGAAAAAUCUCAUCUUCUCCAACUUUGAACCCUUGCACAAGUUUCACACCAAUUUUCUCAAGGAAAUAGAGCAGAGACUUGCCUUGUGGGAAGGCCGCUCAAAUUCGCAUCAUAUCAAAGGAGAUUACCAAAGAAUUGGUGAUGUCAUGCUGAAGAAUAUUCAGAGCAUGAAGCAACUGACAAUUCAUCUGUGGAAGCACAAUGAGGCUUUGCUGGAGUUGGAAAACGGGAUCAAGAAUUCUCGUAAGCUGGAGAGCUUUUGUAGAGACUUCGAGCUGCAAAAAGUCUGCUACCUGCCCCUCAACACCUUCCUCCUUCGGCCUUUACACAGGCUUAUGCACUACAAGCAGAUAAUGGAAAGGUUGUGCAAACACUACCCACCAAACCACGUUGACUUCAGGGACUCUAGAGCUGCCUUAGCAGAGAUCACGGAAAUGGUUGCCCCCCUUCAUGGUACUAUGAUAAAGAUGGAGAACUUCCAGAAGCUGCACGAGCUCAAGAAAGAUUUGAUCGGCAUUGACAAUCUCGUGAUCCCGGGCCGGGAGUUCAUUCGUUUGGGCAGCUUGAGUAAGCUCUCAGGGAAAGGGCUGCAGCAGCGAAUGUUCUUUUUGUUUAAUGAUGUUUUGCUGUACACAAGCAGAGGACUGACUGCGUCGAAUCAGUUCAAAGUCCACGGCCAACUCCCCCUCUUCGGCAUGACAGUAGAAGAAAGCGAAGAGGAGUGGGGCGUUCCUCACUGUCUCACCCUCCGCGGUCAACGCCAGUCCAUCAUCGUAGCCGCAAGUUCCCAGAUGGAGAUGGACAAGUGGAUUGAGGACAUACAGAUGGCAAUUGACCUGGCGGAGAAAAGCAGUGGCCCUUCGCCCGAAGUUCUAGCCAGUAGUCCACCUGACAACAAGUCUCCCGACGAAGGUGUGGUCGACCAGGAGUCCGAGGACGAUCUCAGUGCUUCGCGCACCUCGCUCGAGCGGCAGUCGCCUCACCGGGGCAACACCAUGGUCCACGUCUGCUGGCACCGCAAUACCAGCGUCUCGAUGAUUGAUUUUAGCAUUGCGGUGGAGAAUCAGCUAUCGGGAAACUUGCUAAGGAAAUUCAAAAACAGCAACGGGUGGCAGAAGCUGUGGGUCGUGUUUACCAACUUCUGUCUGUUCUUCUACAAAACACACCAGGACAAUCAUCCUCUAGCCAGUCUGCCUUUGUUAGGAUACUCGCUCACCAUUCCCUCGGAAUCUGAGAACAUUCACAAAGAUUACGUGUUCAAGCUGCAUUUCAAGUCGCACGUGUACUACUUCAGGGCUGAAAGCGAAUACACGUUUGAAAGGUGGAUGGAGGUGAUCCGGAGUGCUACCACCUCAGCCUCCCGCACCCGCAUUUUAAGUCACAAGGAGUCUCACGUGUACUGAUGGCUGAACACCUAGGGUGAUUUUUCCAGCAGUUGCUGCUUCGCUACAGGACACCUGAAUCUUCCUCCCUAACAACCGAAGCAUCCACACUCAAAUUGGCCCAUUGAAAACACAAAAUGUGGUUUUGCAGCAACUCACAUUGUCUCAGCCGAACUGUUUUUAACCUCAAUUUUCAGUUCUUGAUGUCUCAUCCCAGCAGCACCUCAUGGCCGGCGUAUUCGUUUGUCAUUCUCCGUGUGCUGUUUUUUAGCUUGUGCCAGUAUUAAAAAAAAAGUCCUGAAUAGCUUGCCAAAAUGCCAGGUGACAGUUCCCUUCCUCCAAGAUUGCACCUUAAAAGCAGUACAAAUGUUAUUUGUCAGAUCAACAGAAAUGAACCUACCAUGAUGUAGGGGCGGGAGGGUGCUAUUGCUUCUUUUCUUUAAAAAAAAAAAAAAAGAAAAAGAGAAAAAAGAAAAAACUGAGUUGUCGACUGUUCCAUUUUUAAAUAUAAUAUGGAUUUUUCAAUGUAGGAUACAGCAGAAGCAGUCUGACAGCAGAUGAGGUUGUUUUCAGAUUUCGUUUUUCAAUCUUUAUACUUUAUUAAUCUCAGAAUUCCUACUAAUUUUCUAUUGUUACAGGAAUAAGCAGUUGUAGCACACAAAUAAUAUCUCACUUUGGGAUAGUGGGAGCUACGUCUCCGACACUUCUUAAACCAAGCUGACCAAACUUUCUGCCUGCUGGUCUUGAAGAGUGAAUUAUUUGCAAGCUGUUUUUUUUUUUUUUUUUUAAGGGGAAAAAAAAGAAACAAAAGUCCAGUGCAAUAUGAUUUGGGCUAUUAAUGUACUGUGAAUGGUGUACACAUUGGGAAGAUUAUAUUACACUGUGGUGUUUUGCUCUUUGUUUCACAAGCAUGGAAGAAAACCUUGUAUGUCAUUAGCCCUGGCCAUUUGUGACACGUUCCAUUAAUGAAGAAUGUCUCUUGUUGGCUAAAAGUGGAUGCAGAUAGAUGAGCAAGUGGUGGUACUUAUCCCCAUGAUGUCCCCCCUCCCCCAGGCUAUCACUGUUGUACCCACUUACCUAUAUCCCAGUGCACCUGUUUGUUUCCCACUGCGCGUUCUCUAGUAGUAUAUAUUGUGACUGUCUCUCUAUACAAAUUAUUCCCCUGGUCCUGGAGAAGAACCGUAGUACUCAAUAGCACGGGGACUCUGUUAGCCACCCCAGGGGAUCGGGUACAAAUCAACACAGGCACAGUGGCCCCCGAGAUCUUCCUGCCCACUGGAACGGGCCGCUUACCCCCCUGACCCCUCAAAGCAGGCUCCUUCCAUGGAGUUAGUCCUCCCUGUUUAAGGCCAUACAAAAGUGCAUAGGAGCAGACUCAUCCCACCCACUUCUCCCCACCACCCCAACACCAGUGACCCGCCUAAGAUCCUUUUCCAGGAACACAGACUGUAUGGGGCUGAGACUGGCUUUGAAGACCAUGGAAACUGCUCUUUUCAUAGUAAAUAAGACUUGUUAAUCACGUGCCGCCUUACAUGUACAAAACGGUUUUAAGUACUGCUAACCAUAAAAGGGAAUAAAAUACCUCACACCACAA